AUGGAAGUGAAGCUGCUGUUCACCGUCUUCAUGCUCCUUGUACAGGGUUAUCCUACAAUGACAGUAGCAAAGCAUGAAGAACAAAUGGUCAUUAAAUGCACUGCUGAGGGGAACCACUAUACUCCACAGAUCUCCUGGAAAAUAAACCAUGGCCCUGAGAUUCUGGGUCACGCCCAAGUCCAUCGAGAAGAUAGAAAAUAUGUGUCCGUGGAUAUGUUACAUGUUAAGUCAGUAAAGAAGAGAGUGACUGUGAAAUGCCUUGUUCGCCAUCCAGCUCUGUUCUCACCACCUCUGAUGAACUUUGUCAAAAUUGGACGAGACAAAACAAAGUUCCACUGCACUACUACGACCAGUGUGCCCACAGCUCCAGGGUCAGCAGAGGUGCAGACAACAACCAGUGGUCCCAGACAUAAGACAACAUCAGCAGACCACCUCACAACCACAGAUGUGAAUGGGCCUCCAUCAGAGAGCUCUAUCCAGUUAUCAGCUGUAUCCUCCAAUCACCCGUUUCCUUCCAAGGAGCCACAGACGGUUUCAGCAUCCAGCAGGUUUCCCAUAAACCCUGUUACAGGCUCACAUCUCAGCACCACUGGCCGGACGUCUGUGUCUGAAACAACAGAGGAGAUCACAUCCUACAACAGCACAGGGAGAAACACAACAGGGAGUAAAAAUGAUCCACGGUUGCAGACAGGAAGUCAAGGCAGUUCAUUACUGAUCUUUCUGGUGACGUGCCUGAUUGUGGGUCUCCUGAUCGUGGUCACGUUUUUUACUAUCAAGCUGAGGAGAGCGCACAUGACCUGGAAGAAAGAGAAUGAAGAGUCUGAUCCUUCAGAGGAGAGCAACAAAUCGAAAUCAAGCCAAGAAGAGAAGGGACAAAGGCGAAGAGGGCUCAUCAACACAGCAUUCACACAGUAUGUUGUUGAAGAACCAGCAGUGAUCACUUCAAACACAGGUGCCAUGUCAGCAACAGAGAGUGUAAAUCAGGAGAGGACUUCUCCACCUCAACCCCCGUCACAAUUUUCAGCCAACCGUAACAUAAGGGAGACGGAGCUAUAAGAUUCUGUGAAAUACAGCAUUGUCCUUGUUUUACUGCACUGGUCACAAUGAGUGUAUGUUUACACAGAAAAGAAUGUGGUGACGCAUUGUUUCAA
Molecule: messenger RNA, 1151 nt
Organism: Paralichthys olivaceus (Japanese flounder)
Lineage: Eukaryota; Metazoa; Chordata; Actinopteri; Pleuronectiformes; Paralichthyidae
Source: RefSeq, a predicted model, not a curated record